This is a messenger RNA of Terrapene triunguis (Three-toed box turtle), 581 nucleotides long. RefSeq names its product retinol dehydrogenase 5. The coding region runs from base 6 to 581 and encodes 191 amino acids. NCBI's taxonomy places the organism in Eukaryota, Metazoa, Chordata, Testudines, Emydidae. The record is from RefSeq and is a predicted model, not a curated record. The transcript is spliced from 2 exons.
CAGCCAUGUGGCUCUACGUGGGCCUGGUGGCCCUGGUGUGGGCGCUGGGCUGGUACCUGCGGGACCGCCAGACCCUGGCCAGUGUCCAGGACAAACACGUCUUCAUCACGGGCUGCGACUCGGGCUUUGGGCACAUGCUGGCCAAGCGGCUGGACAGGAAGGGCUUCCGGGUGCUGGCCGGCUGCCUGACCCAGAAGGGAGCCGACAACCUGCAGCGCACCAGCUCGGCCAGCCUGCGGGCCACCCUGCUCGACGUGACCAGCAGCGAGAGCAUCCAGCGGGCCGCGGCGUGGGUGCAGGCUGAGGUGGGGGAGAAAGGUCUCUUCGGGCUGGUGAACAACGCGGGGGUGGCGAACCCCAUCGGCCCCACUGAGUGGAUGCGGAUCCAGGAUUUCAGGCAGGUUCUGGCCGUCAACACCUUCGGCCUCAUCGAGGUGACCCUGGCACUCCUGCCGCUGCUGAAGCGGGCGCGGGGCCGCGUGGUCAACACCUCCAGCGUGCUGGGGCGGCUCUCGGCCAACGGGGGCGGCUACUGCGUCUCCAAGUACACGGUGGAGGCCUUUUCCGACAGCCUGCGGUGA